UUUACAAAGGUGGCCGACAACAUUGAAAAGGUGGGACUACUGGACAACUUCAAGGCCGAUAGGUGGACCUGUUGGGUGGCAAAAAACAUCUAACGCGAUUGGAAUCCCAAUGUACGCGAGCUGCGUUGUCAGCGGUCAACAACCAAACGUCUGGCUUAGAAGUAAUCCUGUCACAAUCCCAAGUGCAGUGAUACAGGUUUACAUUGCUAUUCAAUACCGCUCAAAGAACUGCACAAUGUUGGAUGGAGAUGAUUUCUGUAGAGAAUAUUUUGACCUUUACGUGCAUCAGUCCUGGAAUAAAGAGGUACCCGAACCUCCAGGAAACAAUUCCACCUAUUCAAAGAUUGCUAAGAUAACUGCGCCGAUCCCAGGUGUCUACGCAAGAGUAACAAAAAUAUUUGGUGUUCUAGUGAAAGGAAGGUACAUCACGCUGGCUUUUCAUAAUCAGGGCUCUUGCAGCGUCAUUUAUUCUGUUGUUGUCAGUUAUUUCUUUUGUCCAGAAUUUACAGUUGGUACUGGCUUGGUGUCCUUACCACGAUCCAUGGCUCCAGCAAACAAUUCAGAACCAGUAGAAGGUCGAUGUGUCGUGAAUGCUGUCCAUUAUCAAGGUAUUGUAAUGUUAGACUGCCAAAGCGAUGGCUUUUGGAACAUCAGCUCACUUCAGGGAGGUUGUGUAUGCAAGGAGAAGAUGGAUAAUGCAGGAGGAGAAUGUAGAGAUUGCCCAGAGAGAAAAUACAACAAUCAGAAUGGUUUGAAUUGUACAGUCAUACCAUCAGCCUCAGGUAUUCUCCAAGUUAUCUUCGUUAACCAAAGCGUAUUGGAGUUAAAAUGGCGGCUUCCUGCAAUAACCGGCGAUCACACCCACGUGUUUUAUGACGUCGACUGCCGCAAGCCGUGUGAAGGUGAAUACGACGACAAAUGCGUGGAUAAAUCAUGCGGGAGUGACGUCAUUUUCAUGCUAAGAAAGGACUGCUUGAAUUUCACUCACGUUACUGUUGAAAAUCUAUCUUCUUUGAUAAGCUACGCCGUGAAAAUCUACGCCAGGAAUCGAGUAAGAGAUUUGGCGGAAAGGAAACAUGGAAUUGAGGGAAACCACGCGGAGAUAACUGUAAGGACUAGCAAACCUUGGGCCUGUUUCUCGAAAGUCCCGAUCCUAGUCCAGGUUAAUCAGCUUCAUUGUCUUAAAUGUAACACUCCUUCCUCAGAGUUUUAUUCCACAGAUUCCAAGGCGACAAUGUAUCUCAAAAUUAUCUAUGGACUGGUUGGUUUGUUCGCACUUUGGAUAGUGUCUUUCGCUAGCUACAUCACAUACAAAAGAUGGAACCACCGAGGAAAUGUUCACCGUGAGUUAAUUAUCAUAACUAACAAUUCUAACAAUCUUUACACAGACGUCGAAAUGAGUUCUGUAGCUGAGCGGCAAAAAGUGGAUCACUUUAGACUUGAUCGAGAUCAAAUAACAACAGUAAAGGAGCUUGGGAAUGGCAACUUUGGUCAAGUGUCCAAAGCAGUUUACAAACCUUUAAUUUCCGAAGUGGCUGUCAAGUCUUUGAAAGGCAACGCUUCAAAGAAGGACUUGCAAGACUUGCUGACUGAAUUGGAUCUCAUGAAAACCUUGAUGCCUCAUCCUCAUGUUGUUGAAUUCAUUGGCUAUUGUAUUGAGAAAGACCCACAUCUCCUAGUGUUGGAGUAUUUACCAUAUGGUGAUCUGUUGGGAUAUCUGCGCAAGAGCAGAGGGAUCGAGGAUCCUUAUAACACAGGAGAAAAGAGACCAAGCUCAACACUCACAGAAAAGGACCUCUUGUCCUUUGCGUGGAUGAUCGCUGAUGGUAUGAGCUAUUUGUCAUCAAUGAAGAUCGUUCAUCUUUAUUUAGCAGCUCGCAACGUGUUAGUUGCGGACGAUAAAGUAUGCAAGAUUUCAGACUUUGGUUUAGCUCGUGGUUUGAAGGAAGAUGUAUACACGAGAAAAACACAGACUCGUCUGCCAGUUAAAUGGAUGCCUCCGGAAUCUCUCUUCUAUGGUUUAUCUUCCACAGUGAGUGACAUAUGGUCUUACGGUACUGUGAUGUGGGAGGUGUUUACUAUUGGUAUGUAG
Messenger RNA from Pocillopora damicornis (cauliflower coral), 2092 nucleotides. Its product is annotated as ephrin type-A receptor 4-like. Lineage: Eukaryota; Metazoa; Cnidaria; Anthozoa; Scleractinia; Pocilloporidae. The record is from RefSeq and is a predicted model, not a curated record.